UAAAAAUGUGGAUAAAACAUAAAAUAAUUCAUGUUGGAGCCAGCAUGGCUAACAUUAAAACUGAAAAUGGUCAGUUUAUAAUGUUUUGUGUUGUAAAUGGUGAUACAAUGGAAUACAAAGCUACCAACAUGGAUGAGACUUAUGCUGAGAAAUUAAAAAUCUCUGAAGUUAUGAAUCGCGUUAAGGAGUUGAACAAACGUAUACGCUUUGAUGAAAAAACGGUUUGUGACACAUUGACACAGCGACAACCGGAUGAUGAAAUUUGGUUAGAUGAGCAUGAUGAUUCGAAAGGUUUGAAAUUAAAAUAUAUGAUACGUAAGUGUCCAUUUAACUUUAAUUUCUAUCUCAAAAAGCAAGCUGAAGAGGAGCAUAAAUAUUCAUUGAUGGUGCCACUCUUUAAAACCAUUGCCAGUUUAAGCGAGCAAAUUGUUGAGUUGAGAGACGCUGUUACACGUAAAGAUGUUGAAAUUCAGCAGUUUAAGAAAGAAGGUGCUAUUUUAAAGAGAAGUAAGUUUUUAUGA
Messenger RNA from Teleopsis dalmanni, 521 nucleotides. RefSeq names its product non-homologous end-joining factor 1-like. Gene Ontology annotation, cellular component: DNA ligase IV complex; nucleus. Gene Ontology annotation, biological process: double-strand break repair via nonhomologous end joining. Gene Ontology annotation, molecular function: DNA end binding. The record is from RefSeq and is a predicted model, not a curated record. The transcript has 4 exons. The coding region runs from base 6 to 521 and encodes 171 amino acids. NCBI's taxonomy places the organism in Eukaryota, Metazoa, Arthropoda, Insecta, Diptera, Diopsidae.